AUGGUCUCCAGAAUCUCCCUUCUUGCUAUCGCGGCAGCCUCCCUCAUCACCGGCUCUCAGGCCAACCCUUGUCCACCACUAGGACCGACCUUGCCAUCCACCAAAACGCCAAGCAACUCAACAAUUGUCCAACAAACCAUUCUGAAGAUUCAGGAAGGGCUCGUCAACUUCACCUCGGCCCUCAACUACACCGCGAUUUCCAUUGGCGCAAGGUCCAUACACGAGGACGCGCUCCUCGUCGAUUGGCACUAUACGCCUCCUGUCGCAGACAAUCGCAGCGUUGCAAAAGUCGACACCGACACCUUAUACCGCGGCGGAAGCAUCACCAAACUAUUCACGACCCUCACGGCCCUGAAGAACUCGCAAAUCAAGGGGACCGAUCUCGUCACCAAGUACCUCCCGCAACUCAAGACCGAGGCCGUGAAAAAUGAGGGCCAGCUCAACUUCAUCCCUUGGGACAACAUCACCAUAGAGGACCUAGCUUCCCAUGUUUCCGGACUAGGUGGUGACAUUGCCACUGACCUCGCCAUCUUCCCGGGUGCCUGGGCGUCCAUGGGCCUUCCGCCCGUUUCCAACGAUACCAAGCCGACCUGCUCCGGCCUCCUUGGCACCAAGCCCUGCUCCGGAAAAGACCUUCUCCAAGCACUCAACCAAAAACCGCUUGUCUUCAGCCCACACACCACCCCUGUCUACUCCAACAUCGGCAUCGCCCUUCUCGCCCUCAUAGUUGAAGCAGCAUCCAACCAAACAUACGAAACCUUACUCACCGAGACAAUUCUCAAGCCUCUCGGCCUGACCAUGACCUCCAUCUCCACGCCAGCAAAGGGCUUGGGCUUCAUCCCCCUCCAGGAACCAACAUGGGGCGGUGAUCUCGGCGCGUAUGCCUCCGCCGGCGGCAUCUACACAAACACCCGCGACAUGCUCGCCUUCGGCACCUCAAUCCUGUCCGACAAGACCGGCAUCGACACGGGCUCCUGGCUGAAGCCCCGGGCCUUCACCUCCUCGCGCGGCUACUCCAUCGGCGCACCCUGGGAGAUCUGGACCACCUCUACACUCCUCGACUCGGGCGUGCCCAUCAGCAUCUACACCAAGUCCGGCGACCUUGGCCUGUACACCAACGUCCUCCUCCUUAUCCCCGACUACGAUCUCGUCGUAUCAAUCCUCACCGCCGGCGCUGAAGCCGCGGGCACUUUUCAGUUUCCAUCCCUGGUCAUCUCCCCCGUCAUUCAAGCCCUCAUCCCGGCCCUGGAGAAGGCAAACAAGGAAUACGCCGCCACGUCCUUUGCAGGGGACUACACCGACGAGGAGACCAACUCGACCCUUACACUAGCCAUCGAUGACGGCCCAGGUUUGUCACUGACAAACUACAUGGUCCGUGGUUUUGACGUACUCUCUCAUAUCCCCAGCUACGGCGUCGGCUCCAAGAACCAGGCUUUCAACGUCAGCGGCAGAAUCUAUCCCACCAACAUCAGGGUGGGCGACCAGUGGUCGUGGCGAGCGGUGUACAAGAAUCACGACGAGCCGGAUAUCGGCGACAGAAUCUUGUACCCCGACGGCGAUUGCCAGACAUGGGGUUUGAUUGAUCGCAAGACCUACAAUUACCUUGCUUUGGACGAUUUUACAGUCGCGGUCGCAGAGGAUGGGUCGGCCAGGAGCAUCUCUCCACGACCGUUCGGCGUCACCCUGAGGAAGGUGUAG
Colletotrichum orchidophilum is the source of this 1698-nucleotide messenger RNA. Its product is annotated as beta-lactamase. NCBI's taxonomy places the organism in Eukaryota, Fungi, Ascomycota, Sordariomycetes, Glomerellales, Glomerellaceae. The record is from RefSeq and is a predicted model, not a curated record. The transcript is spliced from 3 exons. Bases 1 to 1698 code for a protein of 565 amino acids.